Messenger RNA from Arabidopsis lyrata subsp. lyrata, 2202 nucleotides. RefSeq names its product ETHYLENE INSENSITIVE 3-like 2 protein. The coding region runs from base 420 to 1985 and encodes 521 amino acids. Lineage: Eukaryota; Viridiplantae; Streptophyta; Magnoliopsida; Brassicales; Brassicaceae. Gene Ontology annotation, molecular function: DNA-binding transcription factor activity; DNA binding. The transcript has a single exon. The record is from RefSeq and is a predicted model, not a curated record. Gene Ontology annotation, cellular component: nucleus.
UUUUGCAAAGAUCGAUUAUUUCAAUAGUAACAAGGACUAAAUUGGUUUUUUUUUUUUAUAAGAAUCAAAAGAACAUAAAUUCGAUGCUUUAAAUCUAUUAUCAUUAGAUGAUAGACCAUGAAUCUCUUUUACCUUCUCUAAUUUUUUCCCCUUAUAGUAUGUAUUUAAUCUAUUUGGUAGUAGUUUUCAUAUAGUAUUUGUUCAAUCCCUUGGAGUAAUAACUAAUAGAAACUGGAUCUCUAAAUUUUUGUAUUCAUAUGAUGAAUCUUAUUUCACAAGUUAGAUCUCUUGAUCUUUCACUGAAAGUCUCUGUUUUUUUUUUUGUGUAUUUGCUACGAGUUUUAAUUUAGAUUUUCGAUUUAUAUGGCUUUACUAAAUAAUGAUUAUGCAAUUUCAUUCCUUAAAGUGAAUCAUAGUUGAUGCCAUUAUUUGCAGAUUGUAUGGAUUCGUAUAACAACAAUAGAGGGAUGUUUCGGGGUUUAGUUUGUAGCCCGGUGCCUCCAUUUACCGAGGGACAUGCCGCUAUGUGCGAUGAUCUGAGUAGUGAUGAAGAAAUGGAAAUAGAGGAGCUUGAGAAGAAGAUCUGGAGAGACAAGCAGCGUUUAAAGCGGCUCAAGGAAAUGGCGAGGAACGGUGUAGGAAAAAGAUUGAUGUUGAGGCAGCAUCAUGAUGAUUUUCCAGAGCAUUCGAGUAAGAGAACGAUGUACAAGGCACAAGAUGGGAUCUUGAAGUACAUGUCUAAGACAAUGGAGCGAUGCAAAGCUCAAGGUUUCGUUUACGGGAUCGUUUUAGAGAACGGGAAAACGGUAGCGGGAUCUUCUGAUAAUCUCCGUGAAUGGUGGAAAGACAAAGUGAGGUUUGACAGGAACGGACCAGCUGCUAUAAUCAAGCACCAGCGGGAUAUCAAUCUUUCUGAUGGAAGUGAUUCAGGGUCUGAGGUUGGGGAAUGUACCGCGCAUAAGUUGCUUGAGCUUCAAGAUACUACUCUUGGAGCUCUGUUAUCGGCUCUGUUGCCUCACUGCAAGCCUCCUCAAAGGCGGUUUCCUUUGGAGAAAGGCGUGACACCACCAUGGUGGCCAACAGGACAAGAAGAUUGGUGGGAUCAACUGUCUUUACCCGAGGAUUUUCGAGGACUUUCUCCACCUUACAAGAAGCCUCAUGAUCUCAAGAAGCUGUGGAAAAUUGGUGUAUUGAUUGGUGUAAUCAGACAUAUGGCUUCAGACAUUAGCAACAUACCGAAUCUCGUGAGACGGUCUAGAAGUUUGCAGGAGAAAAUGACUUCAAGAGAAGGUGCUUUAUGGCUCGCUGCUCUCAACCGAGAAAAGGCUAUUGUUGAUCAAAUAGCUUUCUCUAGAGAAAACAACAACACUUGUAACUUUCUUGUUCCUGCAACCGGUGGCGACACGAAUCUUUUAUUUCCUGAGUCUGCAAAUUAUGAUGUUGAAGUGAUUGGUGGCUCGUAUCGGAUCAAUCAGCAGUAUCCUGAAUUUGAAAACAACUAUAAUUGUGUUAACAAGAGGAAGUUUGAAGAGGAAUUUGGGAUAUCAAUGCAACCGAUACUCCUAACAUGUGAGAAUAGUCUCUGUCCUUAUAGCCAACCACAUAUGGGAUUUCAUGACAGGAACUUAAGAGCGAAUCACCAAAUGACUUGUCCUUACAAAGUCACUUCCUUCUACCAACCCACUAAACCCUAUGGCAUGGCCGGUUUAAUGGUUCCUUUUCCGGAUUAUAACCGGAUGCAGCAGCAGGUUCAGAGCAUUCAGGACCAGUUUAAUCAUCCCAACAAUCUCUACAGACCAAAAGCUCCACAAACAGGAAGCAACAACGAUGACUUGGUUGAGGAUUUGAGUCCUCCUUCGACGCUGAAUCAGAAUCUUGGUUUAGUCUUACCUACUGACUUCAAUGGCGAUGUGGAAACAGUAGGAAUGGAGAACAACAAUCAGCAGAAUCAAGAGCAAGAGUUGUCCACAUCUUGGAUUCAGUAAAGAAAGCUUCAUGGAGUUUUCUAUUUAUGUUUUCUAGUUUAUAGCUUUGUUUCUUGCUUAUUCUCUCAUUAAACACAGUUUUUGAUCUCUCCAUUUUAUAGCUUUUGUAGCCGUGGAGAAGAUUAGGUUUCAUAAUAAGUUAAUAACCCAUUCAUUAUUGAUUUGAAGAACCUCUCUUUUUGACAAAAGAAAAGUAGAAAAUGCUUUAUUUGUUUUC